Messenger RNA from Jatropha curcas, 1460 nucleotides. RefSeq names its product putative F-box protein At5g55150. Gene Ontology annotation, molecular function: protein binding. Lineage: Eukaryota; Viridiplantae; Streptophyta; Magnoliopsida; Malpighiales; Euphorbiaceae. The record is from RefSeq and is a predicted model, not a curated record.
CCCCUCUUUCCUAAAUUCUUGAUAAAUUGAAUCCUGAAAUCAAGAACUUGUUUUGAUACAUCAAUGGCCAUUUCUUCGUCUUCUUCUUCUUGGUCCGAUAUGCCCAACGGGCUUCUCGAGCAAAUAUUGAGCCGUCUAAAUAAUUCAUUAGAUGUUUUUCGGUGUUGCAAUGUCUGUACUUGUUGGAGAUCAGUAGCGACCCGAUUUUAUUGGGAUCAAAUUCAUUUUCCAUUGCUUCUGAUACUACACAGAGAUGAAGAAAUGGGCAGUUUGUGCGAUAUUUUGACAGGAGAAACACAGGAAAUUUUUCUACCAAAGACAAAAGAUCGGUUGAUUUGUAAUUCAACAAAUGGGUGGUUACUAACAAUAGGCCAUUCUUCACCAUACAAGGUAAAUCUCUGGAAUCCAAUUUCAAGAACUGAAGUCUUGCUUCCAUUAGCAAGUAAAUUCCCUAAAUUCAAUUGCCAAAGAAUUAAACAAAUUGAGGGUUUUGUAAAGAGGUGCAUUACAUCAUCAUUAAGCCCUUUAGAUCCAAAUUGCAUUGUUUUGGUCAUUUAUGGACUGGAUUUAGAAAGGAAAUUAGCCUUCUGCAGACCAGGGGAUGAAGAAUGGAAAUCUUUACAGGAUUUGCAGGAAGUUUCUUUUGAUGAUAUUAUGUUCUUUAAGGGUCAAUUUUAUGCCACUGAUUUGCAGGAAGUUUCUUUUGAUGAUAUUAUGUUCUUUAAGGGUCAAUUUUAUGCCACUGAUAUUAAAGGCAAAAUUUAUAGUUGUGAUCUUGGACCAAAUCCAAAGACAGUUAUAGCUCUUGAACCUCCAUUUCAUCUUUACCCAAAGGAAAAGUACAUAGUGGAGUCAUUAUCUGGUGAUUUCUUGAUGAUUAAUAGAAAAUGGGAGUGGAUAAUUGAUGAUGAUGAUGGUGGUGGUGGUAGAGAAGAAAUUGUAGCAUCAUUUGAUGUGUAUAAAGUUGAUUUGGGUACUAAAGAAUUGAAAAAGAUUGAAACUUUGGGGAAUGAAGCGCUGUUUCUUGGUUAUAAUGGUUGCAUAUCAGUAUCAUCAUCGAAAACAGGGAAUAAUAUGAGACCAAAAGGAGCAGAACUUCCAAGAUCUAAUUGCAUAUACUACAUUCAUGAUUCCUUUGAAGGACUUUCUGAUGUUUGGUGUGGAUUUAAGCGUGCAAGCAUGUAUGAUUUGGAAAGUAGUCGCAUCAAACGGCUAAGAACUUCUGAAAGUUGGACAUCUCAGUUUCAUUGGUUCAUGCCUGCUGGUCAUCAGAUGUGAUGCUUGUAUGUAAUUCUUUUCUUAGUUGUUUCUUGUUAGCUAUAGAAUACUUGCCAUACAUUUGCUCAAGUAGAGCUGAUUUGUGCUAUUAUGCGAGUUAAGAUUCGAUAAACAUGUUUCAGUAAGUCCUUGUCCUUAAUUUGUCUUUCAUAUUACUAAUAAUACAUUCUGUUUCCAAUUUA